AUGGGGACCUCGGAUGGCGAAGAGGUUGCCUCUAGCAACUGGCGAGCCACUGCGACAGCUGACCCCACUCCAGCCACUGUCGAUGCCCGCCUCUGCUCCCCGGGAAGCAGCGGACAUGUCUGUGAUUCAGCCAGCCUCAUCCCGCCCAGCGAGGCUGCCUUUCGCUGCUCCACAAGCCCGGGCCGGGGACCAGCUCUUUCACGGCCGGCAGGAGCUGCUGCCCCCGCCGCUGAUUCCCCCCCGCCCCGCACCGCGGGUGAAGGUGGAACUGCCUCCGUCAUCGGCGGGCGCAACAGCCGGACCGAUUGCUCCAUCAGCUUCCCUGUCGUCAGCUAUGAAGCCUGCGCAGAUGUACUGGCCACACCCUGCGCCAUCGUCAGCGCCUGCCGGCGAGCAUUUGUUCCAGCUAACGUCGCAUCCCCUGUCGGCUCUCCCCCCUUCUUCCAUGGCGCCUGCGCAGAUGGCAGUGACAGCGGCACUGGCAGCGUCUCUGCUAUCGCGGGUGACUCGGCAGCCGCGCAGCUUCCUGCCGCCGCGCGGCCAGCCUCGGCUUCCGCGGCUGGGACCCCGGCCGUGGCAGCACCGGCGGCCGACGCCCCCGCGUCGGGGCUUGCAACCAGCCCCUCAGCUCCGCAGUCCACAGCUGUCCUCCCCAUCCACAGAAUGGGAACAGCGACAGUGAUGAAUGCCAACAGCCUGCCCCCCAGCGGGGGCGUGCCCUGGCGGCAGAACGCCGUCACCGACAAGCAGCGAUAUCGUCCCUGA
Molecule: messenger RNA, 765 nt
Organism: Pyrgilauda ruficollis (rufous-necked snowfinch)
Lineage: Eukaryota; Metazoa; Chordata; Aves; Passeriformes; Passeridae
Product: predicted GPI-anchored protein 58
Exons: 5
Coding region: 1-765 (254 amino acids)
Source: RefSeq, a predicted model, not a curated record